ACGAAUAAUGUACCUGAAUUUGUCAGAACUGUUAUUAUAAUCUAUAACAAACAUUAUUUUUACAUAUAAAAAUAAAAUUUGAAUUGUAAUAUUUAAAUCACUGCUCGAGAAAUGAAUAAUGAAAGUUCAAGUGACAUUAGUUCUGAAGAUAUUAGCAAGGCAGUGCAGACUUUGGCUUCUGAGGACAAUGAUGCUUCAGUUCAAACUCCUUCAAAUGUCAAUAAUGUUGUGCUCCUGAAUGUGCAAUCAGCUGACGAUGUGCGGACAACAGUAUUACCUAAUUUGGCGGUCGUAACAUCAAAUCAAAAGGAUUCAUGCGAUAUAAGCAAUGGAGAUUUCCUAUCGUUGGAACGAAAUACAAUGCAAAAUGUAAGGUCGAUGUCGAACCAGCCACAUACGAGUAACCGAUCAAGUUUUCGACCGAGGGCUAAGAGAAGAGGUGAUCCGACGCAUCAUUCGGAGCCUAAAAGGAAGUCUCGUAAGGCAAUAAUUAAGAACAUAUAUUACGGGAAGCUUCGAAAUUUGGUGAAACCAUCAAGUGAAACAUGAAGUUUUUUAUCUGACUGAUUUUGUAUGGAAUUUUUUUGUAAUAUUAACUUUAGUCUCUUUUAUUUCA
This is a messenger RNA of Papilio xuthus (Asian swallowtail), 616 nucleotides long. RefSeq lists its product as uncharacterized. The record is from RefSeq and is a predicted model, not a curated record. The coding region runs from base 112 to 549 and encodes 145 amino acids. The transcript has 2 exons. Lineage: Eukaryota; Metazoa; Arthropoda; Insecta; Lepidoptera; Papilionidae.